UGCUUGAUUUCAGUUGCAUGAUAGUACUAGAACUCGACACGAUAGCUUCAAAAGUGGCGUUUGACUUAUAUGAUUGCCAUCGGAUGGCAAGCUUGUCAAAUCCCAAAAUGAUUUCAAAUAUGGGAUCUGAAAAUGUUAACACAGACUUCGCAAACAGUCUUCAGUUUCACAACAUUUUACAUCCGCACUUAAAUUCAAAUACAAUUGCGGCACCUAACUCACUUCGAAACCACAUUCAAGUUCCGUAUUCAAAUCAGAGCAACAUUAAACAAGAGGCGCAUGGACAAAAUCAUGCACAAGCAGAUCCUUACCAGAAAAACUUUUCAGCCGAAAAAGAGCUUUCCUAUACCUGCGAUAAAGUAAUGACUUCUGAGAUAAUGCUCAAUUUCUUACAGCACAAGACUUAUAACAGUGUUUCUGUGAAUGCUCCACGAGUUGCUCAGAAAUCUUACGGAAGUGAAAAGCGGUUUCUUUGUCCGCCCCCUGCUAUAGUGUAUGACCUAAAGGAGUACUCGAGGAUUCGAAACAAAGAAAGAACUGACUCUGAAAACACAGAAGAGCAAUCAGAUGGCAAUAAAAUUUUAGGAGCAGUAUUCAUAAAGCAGUUACCUCAAAAUACGAUACCAGUUCAAUCUACUUCUCUGGCUGAUGGGCAGACUCUUAAGAACCUGUAUGUCUCAGAUUCAGACCAUGUGAAAGAUUUCAAAGUGCAGUUAAAAUUGGUCUAUAACCAAAUACACGAUCUUGGAUCAUACUUCAGUACCGAUAUAAAAGUCAUUUCGAAGCCAUCAAAAAAGAAACAAACUCAAAAGUCUAAUGAUCUAUGCAUUGAAUCUGGAUCUAAAAUAGCACUUUUCAACAGAUUAAGAUCGCAGAAUGUGAACACACGAUACUUGGUGGCUGACCAGCAACAAAUGAACGUGAAAGCGAGUUCCAAAAUGUGGGGAAUUUUCUAUAUUCAUCUGGUAGAUGAUGAAGAAGACGAGGGCGAUGAAUUCUGCAGUCUACCGGGCAAUAUCCAGUACGGAUCUCACGUCAAGCUAGUGUGUGCUGAAAACGGAAUGGCGCUUCCCAGAUUGGUGAUCCGCAAAGUUGAUAAACAAAGCGCGUUUUUGGAUUGCGUAGAAGUUGUAUCACAGCUACACAAGUGUGCAUUUAGUUUUGCUACUAAUUUCUACCUCAGUUUAAGUCAUGAUCAGAUAAUAAGAAGCGAAGCUACCAAAACGGGCGAUCAGUAUAUUGACCUGCUUACAGACAAUGCAAUUUGGACAAUCAUAAGUGCAGAUUCGAACGAAGUUCGGUUCCACGAAGCCUUAGGACCAACGCCGUAUCCGAUUUCUCCUGCGCCUCAGAUUCAUGAUUGGGAGAUUGCCAGAUGUGGCCUUGCUAAUGACGACGAUGACAGUUAUAGACUGAUUCUGAAAGGCGAAAGCUUUCAUCACCAGAUGUCAAUUUGGUUCAACUCUGUGCCUUCUAGAAGUGUCUUGGUUUCGGCGAAUCAUAUCGAGUGCAUCAUCCCUCCGAUAUCAGACUUCACAUCCAAUAAUAACUUUGUGGACGGCAAAUAUCUAACGGUAGAGAUUUUCAUAGUGAGAAAUGAUGGCGUGAUUUUUCACACCGGAAAAAGUUUCACGUACAAUCCGUCGGACCAUUGCUACGCAGACGGAGUUCUUCACCCUUUGCCUUUCAAGACUUUCGACAACGAUGACUGAACUCAAAA
Molecule: messenger RNA, 1720 nt
Organism: Symsagittifera roscoffensis
Lineage: Eukaryota; Metazoa; Xenacoelomorpha; Acoela; Convolutidae
Product: recombining binding protein suppressor of hairless-like
Exons: 1
Coding region: 18-1712 (564 amino acids)
Biological process (GO): regulation of transcription by RNA polymerase II
Cellular component (GO): nucleus
Molecular function (GO): RNA polymerase II cis-regulatory region sequence-specific DNA binding; DNA-binding transcription activator activity, RNA polymerase II-specific
Source: RefSeq, a predicted model, not a curated record